AUGUUAUACCUGGAGGACCAGAGCAGGAAGGCUCCAACCAGCACAGAUAUGCUGUCAGAACUCCAAGGAUCGUGGAGGCUGGUCUUCUCAGGGCCCAGCAAGCUCAAGUUUCUGAGCUACAUCCCAGUUGACGAGGACUUUGUUGUCGACUCAGCUGAUUCCAGUCUGAAGCUGGAGAGCGAUCUGGGUCCCCUACGAGCCAAGUUUGGCGGAACCUUUAAAUGGCGCGGCAGCAGCAAUGACAUGGACUUCUCUUUCACACAAGCAGAGGUGGAUCUCUUUGGCCGGUCCUUUUGGAAGAAGGACGUGGCAUUUAAGCCCAAGACGUACAGCUACUUCUGGCUCCUGGAUGACGUGGCAUGCGCGCGCAGCAGCGGCGGCACAUUGACCCUCAUGCAGCGACUCCCAAGCACAUGA
Messenger RNA from Coccomyxa subellipsoidea C-169, 417 nucleotides. RefSeq lists its product as hypothetical. Bases 1 to 417 code for a protein of 138 amino acids. The transcript has 3 exons. Lineage: Eukaryota; Viridiplantae; Chlorophyta; Trebouxiophyceae; Coccomyxaceae. The record is from RefSeq and is a predicted model, not a curated record.